Naegleria gruberi is the source of this 555-nucleotide messenger RNA. RefSeq lists its product as uncharacterized. The transcript has a single exon. The coding region runs from base 1 to 555 and encodes 184 amino acids. Lineage: Eukaryota; Heterolobosea; Eutetramitea; Acrasida; Naegleriidae. The record is from RefSeq and is a predicted model, not a curated record.
AUGUUCUUAUUGGUUACUUCAACAUUGUUAGUCAACCGAAUUAAUGAUUUUCCUCCAAUCAAGACAAGUGUUAAAACAACUUGUACCAUUAUCAAUCCAAACAUAUAUUGUGAAAAAACCUCUGUUCAAGAUUACGUUGUUUUACACGGUACUUCCAAACAAGAUCAAAGUGAAAUCUUGAAUUGCCAUGCCUUACUCAAAUACACCACUCAAUCAGUUUACACACCAACUCUAGAGAGUGUUUCCUAUUUUCCUCAUUCAUCCACCAGUUCCCAACAUUCCUACAAGGAGGGAGAAGUGGUUGAAUGUUUCUAUGAUCAUCUUCGUCCUCAAAUUGUCAGCUAUUAUCAUACCAUUGUAGUGGAGGAUAAAACCACUUGGUACAAGGUUAAGGAAAUUGGCUAUGUUGGUUUGGCUGCUUGUGCUAUCCUUGCACUCACUAGUGUCGUUUGUAUGUUUGCUUCAUGUUGGUGUUCCUUCUUGUAUAAUAGAGAGGUGAGGAGGUAUGGUAAUGCUGAUGUUGGAGUUAAGGAGUUUCCGUACAGCAAUGGAUAA